GCAUGAGUCGAGUUCUCGCAUCUGGUUGAUCAAUAAAUCAUCCCACAAUAGGAUUUUUCGAUUAUGUGACGAAUUAAAUUUCUCUGCGGUGCGCGUCCGUGAAUCCCUGCCUGCGGCCGGAAUAACAAAAAUGAAUGAAUUUUGAAAAAAAUGUGAAAUAAGCAUUUCUUGUAGAGCAUGUUCCCAUUUACAGUAGAUCUCUCCUGACACGUUUCUUUAAAAUCACUCAUUACGGGAAUAAUUGUGAUAUUUAAUGACCUUUAUCCACAAUUUCAGGCAGUGAUAAUAGGCAUCGGUUAUUGACCGAGCAGACAGUCAGUGUGAUGCAUACAGAAGAUGUCAAAGAGCGUAUGCAGGCGAAACUCCGAGAUGUCCUUGACGAAGUCGGUGAUCGGCUGAACGAUAUAGUGACAGAAGCUGUGGAUGAGGGAAUCGAAAGUAUUGCGAAUUUCGGCGCCGUAAGAAAUAAUGCCGGAGACACAUUCCAUAUGGAUAAAAGGAAGACACAAAGGAGUGAGAAACUUGCAGAGAAACAUUUCAAGACAAGAAAUUCAUUGCUGACGGAUCUGUUUAACGAAGACAGGCAUAUCAAGGCUGCCUACAAUAUUUGGCUAAUAAUACUGUGUCUACUGUUUUUACACACAAUUUCGCACGAUCUCAUUGAAAAUGGGACGAUGGAGAUUGGGAUUAUGACGAUAUCCACUGGUCUAGCUCAAUUUGCCCAAGUCAUCAAGAUUUGGUUCUUUAUGACCCUGUUGUCAUUCACCGUUUAUGGGUUCCACAGUUUCUGGGCUCAUCAACGACUCAAGUUUCAACCGAAAUCAAUGGUUCUGAAAGUGUGGGACUACACGUGGUUAUCGUUGUCAAUUGCAUAUCAGUCGGCCUUCUUAUUCUUCCCAGCUCGGGCAGUAUUUUUAGCCAAUUUUCCACCCCCCUGUGCUUUGAUAAUCACGAUGGAACAGAUGCGGAUGAUGAUGAAAAUUCAUGCUUUUGUGAGGAGCACAAGUUCUAGAGUUAUUUCUCAUAAACUUCAUACGGAAGGAAAAAAAAUGAAUUUCCCACGAUUCUCCAAGUUCCUGUAUUUCAUGUUCGCACCGACACUGGUUUAUCGAGACAAUUAUCCGAGCACAAAGACCAUCAGGUGGAGCUUCGUGAUUUCCAACUUUCGGGAUGUAAUCUACAUUUCGUUUUUCAUUGCAUUUUUAUACGAGCGAUUCAUUUUUCCGACAUACCGUGAUUGGGGAAGAAAUUCAGUCUCGGUGCGUGGGUUUGCACCGAAGUACUUCAAUUCAGUUCUGCCGGCAUUGGGAAUGUACCUGUGUGGAUUCUACUGUCUUCUUCAUGCCUGGUCCAACGCUUGGGCAGAACUGCUCAAGUUUGGUGACAGAUUGUUUUAUAAAGACUGGUGGACAGCAACGUCGCUCGAAAUCUACUUUCGGAAGUGGAACGUUAUAGUUCACGAUUGGCUCUACACAUACCUCUACAAAGACUUUUACGAGAUUAUCGUACCAGGGAAUAAGUACGUUGCCAGCUUUAUGGUCUUCGCCAUUUCCUCUAUAUUCCAUGAAUACAUUCUCAGCGUGAGUUUCCGCCUGUUCUACCCGAUGAUGUUCGUAUUAUUUAUGGGAACUGGAUAUCCUCUCGUCUAUGUAACAAGAAAAACCUCGGUCCUUGGCAACCUCUUCCUCUGGUUCCUACUCGUCUUCGGAAAUGCAAUUCUUCUGAGUUUUUACUCUAUAGAAUACUUCGCUAGGAUGAAUUGUCCUGAGUAUGGAGAUGUUAUUUUGGACUUAUUUAUGCCAAAGAGUUUUUUCUGUAAUAAUACUAAUUUUGCUAAUUAAGCGUCUACAUAAAAUUUUCAAUUGAUUGUCUUCAUUAUUUUUGCUAUUGAAAUGAUUUGUGAAUUUUUAUUGAGAUAUUCAAUUAAAUAAAUUGAAAACUGUUGACAAUA
Molecule: messenger RNA, 1951 nt
Organism: Diachasma alloeum
Lineage: Eukaryota; Metazoa; Arthropoda; Insecta; Hymenoptera; Braconidae
Product: sterol O-acyltransferase 1
Exons: 5
Coding region: 324-1841 (505 amino acids)
Biological process (GO): cholesterol metabolic process
Cellular component (GO): endoplasmic reticulum membrane
Source: RefSeq, a predicted model, not a curated record